AGGCCGUCGUACGAUUACUACUCGAUGCCGGCGCCACCGUCGACACGAAAGAUGGUUACUACGGCCGAACGCCGCUAUCAUGGGCUGCCGAGAACGGCCAAGAGGCUAUCGUACGAUUACUACUCGAUGCCGGCGCCACCGUUGACACGAAAGAUCGCUGCAGCCGAACGCCGCUAUCGCAGGCUGCCGAGAACGGCCAAGAGGCUGUUGUACGAUUACUACUCGAUGCCGGCGCCACCGUCGACACGAAAGAUUACCACGGCCGAACACCGCUUUUGCGGGCUACUAGGGAGGGCCACGAGGCUGUCGUACGAUUACUGCAAUGUCAUGCCUAUACCAGUGGUACGCCGGCAGUCUCUACUUGCCUCACGAUGUCGCACUACGAUUCGACAGAACCGACAAGAGAAUGA
Molecule: messenger RNA, 410 nt
Organism: Dichotomopilus funicola
Lineage: Eukaryota; Fungi; Ascomycota; Sordariomycetes; Sordariales; Chaetomiaceae
Product: ankyrin repeat-containing domain protein
Exons: 1
Molecular function (GO): protein binding
Source: RefSeq, a predicted model, not a curated record